Molecule: messenger RNA, 780 nt
Organism: Olea europaea var. sylvestris
Lineage: Eukaryota; Viridiplantae; Streptophyta; Magnoliopsida; Lamiales; Oleaceae
Product: cell division cycle and apoptosis regulator protein 1-like
Exons: 2
Coding region: 442-765 (107 amino acids)
Biological process (GO): regulation of DNA-templated transcription
Cellular component (GO): nucleus
Source: RefSeq, a predicted model, not a curated record
AGAUGGCUGAAGAGAAUAUCAAAUACAGAGCUAACCAUGUAAAAGCAAAACAAUGUAAAGAAAAUCAUAAAUAAAUUGAGUUGGAACUAAUGCACUUACAAAACAUGCAAUAAGGAAGUAUAAUAUUCAAAGGUUUCAAGUGGCCUGCAGUUAGAAACCUGCCCUGUAGCAAGAUCUAAACUCUUAUGCUUAUUUUCCUGUCCAUGAGUAUUCACUUUAAGGUAGGUGGUUGGCACAGAGGAAGUAUCUUGUUCUGAUUACUUCUAAUUCAAGUCUCCGAGUAGUUAAGACAUUAAUGUGCAAAUUGAUUUAGAUUGUUUCGAGUAGUAACCAAGAAUUUUCUUUUUUACUUUCAUAGGAACAUUUAAUCAUGUUCAAUGGAUUGACAAUCAUCAUCAUUCUCCAGUUUAAUUAUUUAUUGACCAUCUCUUCUGUUAUCAGAUGAUUUUAAUGAGUGGACUUAGUCAAAAUGCUCUGGCAGAGCUGUCAUCUGAUAGAAACUAUGAUCGCAUACCACAUUUUUGCAAUAUGCUCCGAUUUGCAGUUCUUAAAAAGAACAAUUCUAUGAUGGCAAUUGGAGGUCCUUGGGACCCUGUUGAUGGUGGGGAUCCAUCAACUGAUGAUUCCUCUUUAAUUCGCACGGCUCUGAGAUAUGCAAAGGAUGUGGUGGAUCUUGAUUUGAAAAAAUGCCAGCAUUGGAACCGUUUCCUUGAGGUAAUCUAUCUUAAUUCUCCUUUAUUUUUUAUAGUUGCUUUAAACCUGUGAGUCUGAGAUUAGGAU